AUGCGAAAGUUAUGUAAACUGAAUGGAACCAUGUUGGGCUAUGCCAGUAAAGAAUUGAAGAAGGAUAAGGAAUUGGUAUUGGAGGCAGUUCGUUCAACACCUGAAGCUUUCCAUUUUUGUGAUGAGUCGUUCAAUAAGGAUAAUACAGUUGUAUACGAAGCUGCCAAACAUGCAUCAUUUAAUAUAACCAAAAUUGAUGGAGAAAUGUUCAAUAGGAGGAAGUUUGUUUUGGCACUGAUGGAAUAUCGUCCUGAAAUAUUUAUUCACCUUCCAUAUGAACUCAAAACAGAUCCUAAAGUGUUAAAUUUGGCGCCUUGCAAGAAUUUGAAAGUUUUGAGCUUGGUGCCACCUUCCUAUCAGAAAGAUAGAGAUUUUGUGUUGAAAUGUGUGAGAAAUAAUGGUUUGGAUUUAGAGUUUGCCCAUCCAUCACUGAGAAAGGACAGGGAAGUUGUUAUGGAAGCUGUCAAACAAAAUGGACUGGCUCUAGAAUUUUCAUCUGAAAUGUUAAGAAAUCAAGAUAGAGAAAUAGUUUAUGAGGCUGUUAAAAGUAAUGGAAAUGCAAUAGAAUUCACUAGUGAUCAAUUCAAAAGGGAUUUAGAACUAGCUCGGAUGGCAGUUAUGAAAAACCAUGAAUCUUUUAUGCUUGUGGACAGUUCAAUCAAGCAAGAUAAGAAACUGAUUCAAAGCUUUUUGGAAGAAACUGGUUACUACUAUUAUAUUGCAUCAAAUGAAUUGAAAACUUCACUUCAUGAUACCAUUAGAGGGGAUAGAGAUUUACUGGGAUUGGCAAUUUUAAAAGACGAAACAUUACUUGAAGAGCCAUUGCCAGAUUUUGUGGACGAAGAAUUCAUGUUAAAUGCAGUGAGAAAUGGCUUUAGUUUGGACUGUGUUCCUCAGAAAUUCAAACAAAACGAAGAGAUUAUUCUCGAAUCGAUCAGACAUGCGAGCAUUAAUUUCAAAUAUGUCGAUUCUUCUCUAGCUUCCAAUAGAGAUUUUGUUCUAAAGUGUGUGAAAGCAAGUGGUUUUGUACUUUUUUACACUGAUGAAAAAUUCAGAAUGGAUAGGGAAAUAAUAUUGGAAACAUUGAAAGCAACAACUUCAGGAUCAAUUUCAUUGGACUGGAGUGAAUCUCAUCCUUUUAAUUCAGAUAGAGAAAUUUUAUUGGAAUGUGUGAGAGGAAGUGGUGAUCUUCCCUCUCAAGCAGAUUCGAAUAUUAUGAAUGACCCUGAAUUUAUUGUGGAAUGUGUAAAAAUUGGAAAGGAUAGAAACAAAGAUAUUACCGACUAUUUGGAGAAAGUAAGAAAUACCAUAUUGAGUAAUGAGAGUUUAUUCUUGAAACUGGUCAAAAUUAAUCCCAAAAUUGUCGAAUCCUUAAAUUUAGAUUUAGAUUUCCUCACCUUGGCUUUCAACUCUUUAACAUGA
This is a messenger RNA of Naegleria gruberi, 1422 nucleotides long. RefSeq lists its product as uncharacterized. The transcript has a single exon. The coding region runs from base 1 to 1422 and encodes 473 amino acids. Lineage: Eukaryota; Heterolobosea; Eutetramitea; Acrasida; Naegleriidae. The record is from RefSeq and is a predicted model, not a curated record.